AUGUCCGCUUCGCCCGACGUGAAUCAUUUCCUCUCGAUCCCAUGGUGUGCAUCGCUCAUCGGGGACAUAGACAAGCUAGACUACAUCUACCCACAGGAUGAAAGCCCCGAUAUAGAUUUAUUCCACCGGCGCCUUCUGAGGGUGGAUAAUGGCAUGAGCGCCUUCAUGAUUUUCGCCAAACGCGCCCCCCAGCCCACAGACGGAUCCGAUCUUGGGAUAUUCGCUAUCCGGGAAAUGAGCCUCCUGGUGGACGUCGGCGUCAACGUGAGCGGGUGGGAGGGCGUCUGCCACGGCGGAUUCACCUCGUUUCUGUUCGACAUGGCAGGGGGCUGGCUCGGCCAAGCGAAUGUGACGCAAGCCAUCGCAGGCGGGAAGAUACUGCCGACCAGCGGGUCAAUGACGAAGAAGCUGGAGGUGGAGUACUUGGCACCGGUGCUCGUGCCCAGGGUCCUAAUGUUGAAGUCAAAGCUUAAUAAGAUCGAAGGGCGCAAUAUCGACAUCGCAAUAACUCUUGAGGAUGAGCGGGGGAAGAUCCUCAGCCGUGGGAGGAUGGCCUCGAUUAUUACUCAGCCCAAGAAGGCCAGGAUUUGA
This is a messenger RNA of Clonostachys byssicola, 591 nucleotides long. NCBI's taxonomy places the organism in Eukaryota, Fungi, Ascomycota, Sordariomycetes, Hypocreales, Bionectriaceae. The record is from the annotation of a GenBank genome assembly.